Molecule: messenger RNA, 16719 nt
Organism: Closterium sp. Naga37s-1
Lineage: Eukaryota; Viridiplantae; Streptophyta; Zygnematophyceae; Desmidiales; Closteriaceae
Source: the annotation of a GenBank genome assembly
AUGGAAGGAAAGUUACAGUUGAAUCGACUAAAAACUCCCUUUCGCCACCGCUCCGAGGAGCCAUGGGUGGAGCGCGAGCUGGAGAAGCGCAUGGGUGGGGAGUUCUUCCCUCACCCCCCAUGGGUGGAGCGCGAGCUGGAGAAGCGCAUGGCGCAGGUGCUACCGCUGGGGUGUCCCCCCUUCCCGCGCCUAAUCCUCUUCUCUUUCCCCGUCUUCCGCCUUCCUUUCCCCGCCUUCCUUUCCCCGCCUUCCUUUCCCCGCCUCCUCCCCCCUCUCCCUGCGCCAGCCAUGGGUGGAGCGCGAGCUGGAGAAGCGCAUGGGGCAGCUGCUACCGCUGGGCCAUGGGUGGAGCGCGAGCUGGAGAAGCGCAUGGGGCAGCUGCUGCCGCUGGUGGAGGAGUCUUUCUCCGUUGCUUCCUCCCUUGCUAAGCAAUUCGUGCAGGACCCAGCGGUGGAUGCUCUGGUGGACGAUGACGAUACAGCCUACGCUGUUGAAGAGCUUGUAGCGGAUCUCGCUUCUAAAGGUAUCCCAGGUGCAGCGGAUCUGGACGAUGCGCUGCAGCAGUUUGGGUCGGAGCAGAUUGCAGAGAGUGUGGUGGCUUAUUUUGAUGUGCUCAUGGCGGCCGUGGAUGGGCACCUCGAGAAAGAGGGCGAGGCGAGUGAGGGAGCGAGUGAGGGAGCGAGUGAGAGAGGGAGUGAGAGGGGGAGUGGGAGCGAUGGGAGUUUCAGGAGGGGGAGGAGGGGCGCGGGGAGAGGUGCGGGAAGCGAGAUUGGGAGUGGGAGUGGGAGUGGGAGUGAGGAGGGGAGUGUGAUCGAGGGUCGCGAGGAGGAGGAGGGGGAUUAUGGAGGGAGAGGGGGGAUGAGGGGGGGAGGAAGGGGUGGGAUGGAUGGGCAUAGGCAUGAGAGAGGGGAGAGUAGAGGGAGUGAGUCGUGGGACGAGGAAGGGGAGGAGGGGGAUAGCUAUGGGGAGAGUGAGGAGGAGGACGAGAGGGGAGGAGUAAGGGGAGGAGCAGGAGGAGCAGGAGGAGGAGGGGGAAGAGGAGUGAAAGGAGGAGGGGGGAGGAUGGGAAUGGAUAUAGAUGAUAUGGAUGAGGAGGGGAGGCUAGAUGAAGAGGAGGGGGAUAUGGAUGGUGAUAUGGAGGAGGGGUACGGGCAAGAGGAGGGGGGAGUGGGGAGGAUGUGGGGGGAGGAGGAUCGAGGGCUAGAGGUAGUAGAGGAGGAGGAUGAGGAGGAGUUGGAGGAGGAAGAGAGAGAGGGGGAGGGUAGGGGUAUGGGGAGGUUGCUGGGCGCUGGAAGAGUGAGUUUUAAAGAGGGAGGAGGGAAGGUGGUGUAUGGAGGGGAGGAGGAGGGUGGGAGUGAGGUGGAGAGUGGGAGUGAGAUGGGGAGUGGGAGCGAGAGGGGUGGUGCUAGCAGGGGGAAUAUGAGAGGCGGGAGGGUGGGGGAAGGUUCAGAAGGGGAGGUGGAAGAGGAUGAUAUGUCGAUGAGUGGUGGGGAGGAGAAGCAGAUGGGUGUAGGGAGGGAGGGGUCUGGGGACUGGACAGAGGAUGAAGAGAUGAGGGAGGGGGAGGAAGGAUUGAGCGGGAGUGAUGUUGAGGGGGGAGUGGCUGGAGGACGGGUAGGGGGUGUGGGGAUGAACGUUGGGGAAAGGCAUGGGAGAGGAAUGGGUGAGUUAGGAGGGGAAAGGGGAGACUCGGAUCAAGGGUCGUUUGAUGAUGAUGAUGAUGAUGACGACGAUAUUCCCUUGGCCGAACCUGGAAGGGAGUAUCAUUCAGGUUCGGAAGAGAAUGAGGAGGGGGAAGGGGAGGAGGAUGAGGAGGGGGCACGAGGUGAUGCUGGCAGUGUGAUUAUACACGAUGGUAUGAGCGCUGCUGGCUCGGCCCGAGGCUCUUUCCGGGGCUCACUCGCUGACUCGGGGUCUUUCCGAGGCUCAGUGGGAGGUUCGGCGCGAAGCGGGGCUGGGGCGUUCCAGGGUCCAGGCAUGGGGUUUCCGGAGCAGGAGGAAGGGAUAUUUGAUGACGAUGAUGAUGACGAUGACGAUGACGAGGAUAUUCCGCUUGCCGAAGCUGGAGUUUCGGGAGAUUAUGGGUCAGGUUCGGACAGCGAUGUGGUGCCGAUUGCGCAGCCGGGAAGAGCACCGGACCUGGAUGGGGAAGUCUUGGGGGAUUCCCAAGGAGAAGAAGAUUCGUUUGGGGAGGGGGAUUCCCAAGGGAUGAAUUCUCAAGAUGAGGGCUCUCAAGAGGGCGAUUUUCAAGAGGGGGAUUCGCAAGGGGAGAGUGAUUCUCAGGAUGACGCUGGGAUGCCAGGAGAGGGUGGUUCUGUUACCCCUGACAGUCUAUCAGGGUCCGGUGAAGAGGUAGAGGAGGAUGAUGAUGAUGAGGAUGACGACGAUGAUGAUGAUGAUGACGAUGAUGAUAUUCCUAUAGCCAUGGUGAACCUGUCGAGUCAAAGCAACAACAGCAGUUUCGGUAGCUUGGGGGGCAGCGGCGGUGCUGGUGGUGGUGGUGCGGGUGGCAGCGGAAAGCACGAUCUGCCACACAUCCCAGCGGCAAUCAAGGCUUUAAGAUCGCAGCAUUUCGACGUUCCCCACAAACCGCUUACCGGGUCCGGGGGGCUGGGCAGUCCGAGAGUUGCCGCCCUCAGCCGCCCGGGCGCCGCUGGUUUCGUCCGUCCCAUGCCGCCCGCCGCCGGCCGCGUCAACUCCUUCUCCGUCUUUUCUGAGCCGCCCCAGAAGCUGCCGACCAACCGGGUGAACUCGUUCUCUGGACACCGUUUGCAGGGGGACGGCGUGCCUCUAACCCCGACCCCGCCACCUCACCCGCACCCUCCCAUAUCAGAGCGAGACCGGCUACUAGCCGCACGAGUUAACUCGUUUCAGAUGCGAGCGGUUAGCAGCAGCCCACGGGCGGCGGCAACAGCGAAUAGAGUCAAUUCCUUCUCGCAUCCGGCUAGUGGGCUGGCUUCCCCCCAUGCUAUGGCAGCAGGGCGGGUGAAUUCGUUUAAUGUGGACAACCGACCAGGGACUGGGGGCGGUGCAGGCGGGAUUCCGUCCUCUCCUCUGGCCAAUCGGGUGAGUUCGUUUAAUGUGGACGCGAGGGGCGGGAGUGGGAGUGGGUUUGCUGCCUCGCCGCUUGCUAAUCGGGUGAAUUCGUUUCAGGGGGUAGGGGUGGGUAUUAGGGGAGGGGGAGCGAUGGGGAUGGGUGAGACAGGGGUGGGGCAUGGGCGAGGUUCGGUUGGAUUCGGUGGUGGUAGGUUUGGGAUGGGCAUGGGAAGGGGGAGGGGGGCUGCUACUGGUGGUAGUGGCGGUUUUAAGGUUCCUUCCCAGGAUUCGUUUGGAGAAGGGGAAAUGGGAGAUGAGGAAGAGGAGGAUGAGGAGGAGGAGAAGGAAGGGAGAGGAAUGGGGAAGGGUUAUAGGGAUGGGGACAAGGGGAGUGGUGGAAGUAGCAGGAGUGGCAGUGAGAGGAGUGAAGAGGAGGAGAAUGAUGCUUCAUCAGCAGCAACGGAGGAAGGGGAGGGGAGCAGUGAGGGGGAGGAGAUGAGCGAGGACGGGGAGGGAGAUAGGGAGGAGGACGGGAUGGGGAGAGGAAGAGGGAGGUUUGGAAAAGGAGGGGAGGAGCGUGGGAGUGGGAGUGGGAGUGAGAGUGAAGGGGAGAAUCAAAGUGAGGGACAGAGCAGGAGUGGGAGCGAGAGGGAGAGUGGAAGUGACAGGUCUGAAUCGGAAAACGAGGAUUACGGGGAAGAAAGAUUCGAUUCUGCUUCUGCUGGUGCUGAUUCUGUGGGUGUAGGCAGGGGGCGGGGGAGAGGGAGGGGGAGAGGGAGGGGGGUGGAGGGGGUGGGCGGGCGGGAAGGCAGGGGGAGGGGGCGCGGGCGGGGCGUGGGGAGGGGGAGGGGGAGGGGGGUAACACCCGCUGGGGACGAUGGGGAGGGGGAGAGUGGAGGGGAGGAGGCAGGGGAAGGGGUGGGUAGAGGGAGGGGGAGGGGGAGAGGGAGGGGGCGGGGGAGAGGGCUGGAGGUAGAAAGCCCGGGAGCUGUGGGGAGAGGGAGGGGAAGGGGGCGGGGGAGAGGGGAGGGGUUGGAGGGGCGGGGGAGAGGGCGUGGGGAAGGGUUGGAGGGGAGAGGUCGGGGGGAGGGUCGGGGGGAAGGGCCGGAGGGGCGAGGGAGGGGGAGGGGGAGAGCAGGAGAAGGGGGGUUGGCUGGAGGCCGAGGGCCUACAGGCAGAGGUCUGGGGAGGGGUGGGAGGGGGAGAGGAAUAGGACGGGGCGGAAGAGGGGCCGAUGGGGAAUUAACCCUAGAAACAACUUCACCAGGAGCAGGAGCAGCAGGAGGAGCAGGAGUAGGGAGGGGGCGCGGGCGGGGGACAGGAAGGGGCGUGACAGGCCGUGCGUUCAUACACACAGAUAGUGACCCGGGCUUAGACCGCGUGCCUGGAGGUUCCAUGGAAAUAGACGAUGCUUUAGCCCAGUACGGCCGUGCGCCGACUCUCCCCAUAAUGAGACAAGCCAAUGCCAGCCCAACGCAGCAUGCGCCGCCGCCCCUGCCGGUUGCCCCGUCUCCUAGUGGCAGUGUGGGCGGUUCCAGGGGCGGGUCUAGCUUCCUUAAAUCUACCUCCACCGGGCCUGCCUCCCCUGGGUCUGCUGGUCCGUCUCCUGCCGCCUCUCCUGCUGCAGCUGCAGGUGUAGCAGCAGCAGUGGGGGCUGUGGGGGCAGUGGCGGGAGUAUCAAUGUCUCCUAGGCCGUUUCCACCUACGAGGGAUAGAAGGAGCGAGUCCGGAGGGGGAAGCGGUGGAGCAGGGUUAGGAACGGUGGUGGAGGAAGGGGCUGAAAGGGGAGUGGAGAUGUGGACGGGUGAGGAUGCGGCAGGGGCAAGGGGAGGGGCAGGGGUAGGAGGAGGGAGUGUGGGAGUGGGAGAGGAGGGGCCGAAGCGAGUGAGUGUGGGGGUAGGAGAGGAGGUGUUGGUUCCCCUAGUGCCCACUCCUCCAGGAGGAGCAAAGAAAAGCCCGUGGGGGAGCUUUGGACGAAGGAGCUUCAAGAGGGUUAGCAGCAGGCAGGAGGCGGAUACAGAGGCAGAGGAAGAUGGGGGGGGAGGAGGGGGGGCGGUGAAGGGAGGGGGUAUGGGUGUGGCUGGAGCGGGAGUGGUAACUGGCAUGGGUGCUGUUGCUGCGGCUGCUGUUGCUGCUGUGGGAGCCGCAGGGUUCGAGGAGAAGGAAAAGGACGAGGGAAUUGAGGGGAGGGAAGUGGGAGGAGGAAAGGGGGGAGGAGGAGAAAUGGGAGGCAGGGAUGUAAUGGCAGCUUCAGCUGUGGUUGAUGAUUCGAGUGAUAGUGAUGAGGAGGAGAGAAGGGAGAGGAUGGAGGAAGAGGAGGAGCAUGGGGAUGAGAGGAGUGUGAGUGGAGGGGAGAGUGAGGGGUCUGGAGUGGGUGGCAAGAGGAAGCUGGGAGAAAGAUUUGGGCGGCUGCCCGGAUCUCCCGGGCAGUUUGGGCCAGGUGAAUUGGACGAAGCGGUUGGUGCGUCCCCGUCUCGCCGGACCAAGCUGCAGGAUGGUUCCGCAGCCGAUCAGUGGCAGCUUCGGAAGCAUGGCCAGGUUGGAGAUGCAGGUCUGGUUACAGGCUCUGCAGCAGGCUCGGCAGCUGGUCUGGUGGAAGCAGCACCUUUGCAGAGCUUCGGAAGCGUUGACAUGACAAUGGGGGAGGCUGGGAGAGACGAGGAGAGAGUGAAGGAGGAAAGGGAAAGGGAGGAGGAGGGUGUUGGAGAGGAGGAAGGGGACACUGGUUUGGAAGGUUCAGGUCCGGAAGAAGGUGAAAAGGGUGAAGAGAGAGGGGAGGUUGGGGAGGGAGAAGAGGGAGGGCUGGAAGUUUCUGGCAUAGAUCGGGAGAAAGUUGGGGGAGAGGAUGAGAGGGAGGAAGGGAGUGUGAGAGGGAGUGAGGAGGGAAGUGAGCGAGGAAGUGAGGGAGGGAGUGAGAUGCACAGCGAAUCCGAACAAGAGUCUGACCACAGGUCAGAAGGCUCGGCAGGAGGCCCGGAUCAUCACAGACGAGGCUCGGGCGACUGGACUGGUUCGGAACGAGGCUCGGAGCGAGGCUCGGGACACUGGUCUGGUUCGGAUUAUAAUGAAGAGUAUGAUGAGGAGGGUAGGCCGAUAAGUCGAGAUGGUAGGAGGCCGAUAAGCAGAGAUGGGAGACCUGAUAGCCGGGAUGGGAGGCCUGACGAAUAUGAUGAGGAGGGAAGACCGAUAAGUAGGGAUGGGAGGCCUGAUAGCAGUUAUGGGAGGGAUGAGGAUUAUGAUGAGGAGGGGAGACCGAUAAGCAGGGAUGGGAGGCCUGAUAGCCGGGAUGGGAGGUGGAGAAAGGGAGAGGAGAGGUGGGAGGGGGGGGAGAGGUACAGUGGUAGUGAAGAUGGGAGUGAGGAAAGGAGUGAGAGGGGCGAGGAGGAGGGGAGUGAGAGGGGGAGUGGGGAGGAAGGAGGCGAGUUGAGUGGGGAAGAGGGGGAGAUAGAGGAAAGAGCGGACCAGGAGUGGAGGGAAUGGGCUGCAAAGAGGGAAUCAGACGAGGAGAGGGGCUCAGAUGAGGAAAGGGGUUCAGCGAGUGAAAGGGGUUCGGAAGAUGGAAGGGGAUCGGAGGACGAAAGGGAAGCUAACGUUGCAUUGGGGGCAGAGGAAGCUGGAGGUUUUGAGGAGGAAGGAGACGGGGAGCAGCGGAGGGGGUUGAGUGCGGUUGAGAGGGAGGAUGGGGAGGACGGCGAGGAGAGAAUGCGGAGCGAGGAGAGCAAGAGGAUGGGGCUGAUGGGAGGCCUGAGUGGCCGAUUAGGUUCAGGUCUGGUGGGGCGAAGGGGAUCAGGUUUGGUGGUAGAUGUGGGUAGGCCAAAUGAUGAGGAGGAUGAGGAUGAGGAGGAUGAUGAGGAGGUAGAUGGUGGUGAGCAUAGCGAGCGUAGCAAUGAUCAUAGUGAGGCUCGGGAUCAUGAGGAGUGGUCAGGUUCGGACAGAGGCUCGGCGGAAGGUUCGGAGGGUCGCAGGCUUGGCAGCGACCGUGGUUCGGCGGGUGUUUUGACUCCAGAGCUUACACCUCAGGGAAGCUGGAGGGGUGAUGACGUCACCCCCCUGGGCAGUUUCAGGGGUGAUGAUGCGUUAACUCCUCUGGGCAGCUGGGGGGGCGAAGGGGAACUUACCCCGGUUUGGAGGGGUAAAGGGGAAAUUACCCCUCAAGGAAGCGGGGACUGGGGAGAAGAGGCAGAGAGGGAGAGGGAGGAAGAGGGGGAGGGGGUUUUGACACCUGUGUUAACCCCCCAGGGCAGUUGGAGGGGCGAAAUGUCAGGGAGCGAGCGGGGGGAAGGGUCUGAAGGGGAAGGGUCUGUUAUUGAGUUGACUCAGAGGGACGGGGCUUUAACACCUGAGUUAUCUCCCCAGGGAAGCUGGAAAGACGAGGGGGAGAGAGAGGGGGGUUUGACGCCCGAGUUAUCGCCACAGGGGAGUUGGAGGGGGGAGUUUUCAGGGAGUGGGAGGAGGGAAGGGUGGGACGGAUUGGAGGGAGAGGGGGAGGGCAGGUACGAGGAUGAGAGGGGGAGUGAGGAGGGAAGUGAGAGAGGGAGUGUGGUGUCUAGGGGUGGAGAAGAAGAGGAGGAGAGGGAGAGGCAGUGGGAGAGUCUGAGGGAUGGGGAGGAAGAGGAGGGGAGUGUGAGAGGAGAGGACGAGGAGAUGGAGAGAGGGGAGAGUGAGGGGGAGCGUGACGGAGACAGUGAGGAGGAGGAGAGGGAGAGACAAUGGGCCAAGAUGCAUGCUGGGAGUGAGGAGGGGAGUGAGGAUGGGAGGGAGGAGGGGAGUGCGAGGAGGAGUGAGGAAAUUGAGAGGGGGAGCGAGGGUGAGAUGGAGGAGGGAAUGGAAUUGGAGGGAAUUAUGGGUGAGGGGAUGAAGGGGAUCGGACAAUUGGACGAGGGAAGUGAGAAUGAUGGGGAGGAAGUGGGAGAAGAGGAGAGAGAGAGUGGAAGUGAUGAUGAUGAUGAUGACGAUGAUGUGGUGGUUGCAGUGGCAGCAGCAGUGCCACCACCACCAGAAGAAGGGGAUUCGGAUAGGGACGAAUAUCAAGGCUCGGAAAGAGGCUUGGAGGGCGGCUUGGAAACCGGCUCGGAAGCAGGUUCGGAAAAAGAAAGAGGUUUGGGAGAUGAGUGGAGGAUGGAGAGCGACGAGGAAGCGGAGGAAGUGAGAGGUGUGGGCGGCGGGGGAGUGAAAGGAGAAGGGUUUGGGGAAGAGCAGGAGGAGCAAGAGCAGGAACUUUAUGAGCAAGAGGAAGGUCUGAGUGGGGAUGAGAAGAGGGAAGAGGCAAUGGGGGAUGAGGAUGGGGACAGGCCAAGGGAGCAACGGGACAGUGGUGAUAUUGGAGGUGGGGGUAUGAGUGAGAGCGAUGGGAGUGAUAGUGACGACGAUGUUGCUGUUGCUGUGGCCGCCCCUUCUGCUGUGGCCGCCGUUUCUGCUGGCCUUGUUGGGGUGGGGUUGGCCGUGGGAGCUUCUCUAGGAGAGGGUGGCGAGGGAGUGUAUCCUGUGCAAGGCGAUGCGUCAGUUGCUCUUAUCGAGUCUGCUUUUGACGAGAAUGGGCUUGGGAAUCAGGAGAGGGAGCAGGAGGAGAGGGAGGAAGAGAAGGAGGGGCAGGAGGAGGAAAGGGAAGAUAAGGAGCUUCAGGAGAAAGAGUGGAGAGAAGGGCAUGAGGAGGAGGAGGAGGUUGUUGGGGAGGAGUCCAGUAGUGAGCGGGACAGGGAGGAGGAAGAGGAGGAGGAGAGGGGAGUAAAUGCAGUGGGCGGUGGUCUUAUGAUGGGGGGAAGUGAGGGAGGGGAGAGUGAGAGGGAAGUGAGUGAGGGAGAAGAGGUUGAGCGGGAGGAGAGAGAAGGGGAAGAGGAUAUGGGAGAGGGGAGUGACAGGGAGGGGAGUGAGAGGGAGGAGAGUGAGGAGGAAGAUAGUGAUGGGGAGGUGAGGAGGGAGAGGCGACACAGGUACCAUCAGAACCAGAUGGUAGAAGAUGAGGAGGAGGAAGAGGAGGCGGAAGAGGGUUACAAGGAAAGUGAUUAUAAGAAGGAGCGUUAUAAAGAGUAUGAGGAGGAUAGCGAGGGGUAUGGGAAUAAUGAGGAGGAAGAAGAGGAGGGCAGGUUAAAUGAUGAUGAUGAUAAGUGGAGUGACGUAUCAGGGGAGAGUGGAGAAGAGCUGUUUGAGGAUGGGCGGAGGGAUGAAGGGGAGAGUGAGGGGGAGAGUGAGGGGGAGGUUGAGGGGGAGGUUGAACGGGAGGAGAGUAGGGGGGAGGAGAGUGAGGGUGAUGAGAUGGAUGUGGGUGAAGAGAGUGAGAGACGAGGAGCUGGAGGGAUGGAGAGAGAGGAGGAGGAGAUGGACGAGAGAGAGGAGAGAGAGGAGAGGGACUAUGGAGACGAGAGAGAUUAUAAGGUGGAGGAUCAAGAGAGUGAAGAUAUUAAGAGUGAGGAGAGUGAGGGAGAAAGGGGCAGGGCGACAGAAAGUGAUGAAGAGAAGGACGAGGAGGAGGUUGCGACUGGACAGGUUGAUCCGGGGGAGGUGUUAUUUGUGAAAGGGGGAGAGGGUAAGGCGGAGUCAGGUAGUGAUGAUGAGGCGGAGGCGGUAUCUGUGAAGAAAGAUGAGGAGGAUUCGGAGGAGGGGCGUUUGGUUGGUGGUAGGACUUCGGAACGGGUGUCAGAGGCAGGUGGUUCUGAGGAAGGUAGAUCUGAGGAUGGGGAAAAUAGAUCUGAAGAUGGGGAAGGUAGGUUUGAGGAUGAGGAAGGAGGAGAAGCUUGGCAGGGAGAAGGAGAGAGAGUACUCGGAGAUGAGGAGAGGUUAGAAGGAGGAGAGGAGAGAGUGAGGGAGGAAGGAGAGAGUGGGGAGGACAUGGAGGAUAUUGAUAGUGAGGGAGGGGAGGAGAGCAGUGAGGGUGAGUGGGAAGGGAGAGGGGAAGAGUGGGAGGAGGACGAGGAGGAAAGAGAGGUGUUAGCAGCGGUUUCAGCAGCUUCGGCAGCAGCAGCUUCGGCAGCAGGUUUGGCAGCAGUGGUGGCUGCUGCUAAGGCAGCAGCAGGAAGGCACGGGGAUGGGGAUGAGAGGGAGGAGGAGGAGGAGAGGGAGGGAGAAGUGGGGGAGGAAGUGGGUGGUAGUGCAGCAGAAUGGGCUCUCUCUGAAGGGGAGGAGGAGGAGAAAGAGGAGGAGGGGGAGGAGGAUGAGGAGGAGAUAGAAAUGGAGGAGCGAGAGAGGGAGGAUGUGGAAAGUGAAGUGGAGAGUGUAAAUAAAGAGGUGGAAGAAGGGGAGGAAGGAGGAGGUGAAGAGAUGAGUGAUUCAGAAGCAGAGGGAGAAGUGGAAGCAGAAGGAACGGCUGGAACAGAAGGAGCAGAAGGAGCAGAAGGAGCAGAGGGAGCAGAGGAAGCAGAGGAAGCAGAGGAAGCAGAUUUAGAAACUGAUUCCUCUGGGGCCAUUGCUCUCUCUACUCGCUCUCCUCGCAGCGCCAGUUGGAGCCCCCGCUCCCCCCAAGAGGCUGCUUCCCCCCACAGUCCCCCCUCGCCCCAUCUAGGCACCGGAAGCUUAGGCUCCGCUGCUGCUGGUGCUGCUGCUGCCGCCGCCGCCGCCGCUGCUGCUGCUGCUGCUGCUGCUGCUGCUGCUGCUGGUGCUGCUGGUGCUGCUGAUGGUGCUGCUGCUGAUGGUACUGGCAUCACUGCUGCUGGUGCUGGUGGUGCUGCUGGUGACGAUGGUUCUGGCGUUAUAGCUGGUGGUGCUGAGCCGUCUGGGUUCACCUUUGCCCCGCAUAGGCCGUCCCCCCAAGUCUCCCUCACCCUACCCGCCCACGCCCACCAUCCUCCCCUCACUCUUUCCCCCCAUGCGCCCCUUGCGCUCUCCCCCAGAGCGUCUCUGGCGCUCUCCCCGCGCCACCCCCCGUCCCCCCCGCCCCAGCGCCCCUCCCUGCUCUCCCCCAUUUCCCCCCGGGCUCGCCUGGCCACGUAUCGUGUGGCUGGGGAGGGGUUUGGGUUCGGUGUGGGGUGGAACGGGGAGGGCGGAGAGGAGGGGAGGAGGGCCGGGUGGGCUGCUGGUGAGAAGGUGGAGGAGGAGGGUGAGGAGGGAGAGGAGAGUGAGGAGAGGGGCGAGAGGGUGGGUGAUGAUGAGGAGGUGAGGGAGGAGAUGUGGGAUGUGGAGGGGGAGGAGGAGAAGGGGGAGGAGAGGGAGGAGGACAGAGAGGAUGGGAUGGAGAGGGGCGAUGAGAGUGAGGAAGGAGGGGACGUGGAGGGGGAAGAAGAGGAAGAGGAGAGGGAAAGGGAGGCAGCAGAAGGAGAGGAGGAAGGGGAGGAAUGGAUUGGAGAUGGAAGGUCGGAUGAGGCGAUGGAAACGAUGGAGAGGGAGAUUGAGAUGAAGGAGAGUGAAAGACGAGAUAGUGAGAGGGGGGGGAGUGAACGAGGGGAGAGUGAAAGAGCGGGGAGUGAGAGGGGGGAGAGUGAGAGAGGCGAGGAAGAUCUGGGAGAGAGUGAUAAAGAGGGGAGGGAGGAUGGGGCGGAAGGGGCGGAAGGGGAGGAAGGGAGGGCGGAGGAGCGUGGAUCCGGUGAUGAGGCAAGAUCAGACGUGGGAGAUGACAGGGAGGAGGAUGAGGAGGAGGCAGAGGCGAGAUCAGAGGAAGGGUCAGAGGUAGCACUAGAUUCGACUGCUGCUGCUGCUGCCACUGCCUCUGCUGUUUUGGAUGAUGAUGUGUCUGAGAGAGAUGAAAGGGAGGAGGAUGUUGAAGAGGAGGAUGAGUACAGAGAGAAAGAGAGGUAUGGAGAGAGAGAGGACGGUGAAAGCGAGGGAGGAGUGGGAGAGGAGGAAGAGGAAGAGAGAGCAGAGGAGGAAGAGGAGGAGAGAGCGGAGGAGGAGGAAGAUGAGGAGGAGGACGGGCGAUCAGAUUCUCUUUUGUCUCCAGCCCUCACUCCCCAACCUGACUCAGGCUCGGCCGAACCUUCCCCUCACGCUCGGUCUGAUAUUGGCUCUGGUGGAAGGUCGGAAGGGGAUGGAGAGGAUUGGGAGGGGGAGGAAGAUGAGAGAAGAGGGAGGAGGGAGUAUGGUGAGGGAGAGAGUGGUGGAGAGGAGGAGGAGGAGGAACGGAGGGAGCGAAGGAAGGAUUCGGAAGAAGAGGACGAGGAGGAAGAGAAGGAGGAAGAUGAGGAGGAGGAGGAUGAGGAGAUUCGGGGUUCAGGCAAGCGUUACGACUCUGAUCAACGUUACGACUCCGACAGACGUAACGAAUCGGGCAGACGUAACGAAUCGGGCAGACGUAACGACGACUCCGAAGGGCGUUACGACUCUGACAGACGUAACGGCUCGGAGGAGGAUCGUUACGACUCGGAAGAGCGCUACAGGUCGGAUCGGCGAUACAAGUCCGAGAAACAGUAUGAGUCAGAACAACAGUAUGACUCCGAGAAACAAUACGACUCGGAGAGACAAUACGAAUCAGAAACACAAGAUGAGGGGGAUAGGCGUGGGGAGAGAAGACGAGGAGAAGAUAGGGGAAGGCGCAGGGGAGAGGACGGUUCUGGUGGCGAGGAUGAUGAUGAUAGGUAUGAGAGUGAGGUUGAUAGGCGAGAUGGGAGGGAUGAGCAGGAUGAGGAGGAGGAUGGAUAUAGGCGAAGGGAAUAUGACAGUGAUGCGUUUGGCAGGAGUGAGAGGGAGGAGGAGGAGGAAGGAAAGGAAGAAGAUGAGAAGAGUGAGAGAAGGAGGUAUAGAGAGGAGACAGGCAGUGAGGGGAGUGAGAGAAGGUAUGGCGAGAAGGGUGGGGAGGACGAGGAAGGGGAGGAAGGUGGGGAGGGAGAAGAGGGAGAGAAGGGGGAAGAGGAGGGAGAGAAAAGAGAGGAGGAAGAGGAAGCUGGUUCGGAGGCUGCUGCUAAGGUGGGAGAGGAAAGGGACAGAGAUGGAGAGGAUGAGGAGGAUGAGGAAGAAGAGGAGCAGGAGGAAGAGGAAGAGGAAGAGGAGGAGGGGAUUGAGGGCAAGGAGGAAGUCAGGAAAGGGGACGAGCAGGAGAAGGACGGUGGGGAGGAGGCAAGGGAGAGCAGGAGACCCGCUAUGGAACCUCUCCCAGAAGGCAAAGCUGUGAUUCUCUCAGGCUCGCUUGCUGCUGGAAUGACAGGAGAGGUGGGCAGAAACGAGGAGGAGGAGGAGGAGGAGGAGGAGGAUAGUGAUGACGAUAGUGAUGAUGACGAUGCGCCCUUGGCGUUGGCUGCUGAUCCGAUAGCAGCUGAAGCUGUGGCGGAGGGACGGCGGCUCGGAAAGCGCGAGCGGAGGGAGCGGCGCGCGCGGCUGCGGCAGCAGGAGAUGGGGCAAGAGAGGUACGGUGGAGAGCGGUACGGAGGUCAUGAGAGCGAUUCUUCUGCUAUGGAAUGGCAGACGGAGGAGGAGGAGAGGAGGGCGCGAGGAGGGGCGGCAGCAGGGGUGCUGGUUCUGGGAGGGACGGUGGUGAAACUGACAGGGACCGGAGCAGGGGACGAGCCUUUGACGUCGGAUGCAGGUGCAGGGGGGCUGGGAGCGGUUGGGGGAGGUAGAGGGGGGUUGGGUGCGGCUAUGAGGGAUGGAGUGCCGGUGGUUCCUGUGGUGGAUGAAGAGGGAGGGCCAGGGAGGGCGGUGGGUGGGAUGGGUGGUGACGGGGAGAACAAGUAUAACCUUGGCCCGGGCUUCCCAGAGCGGGAGGAGUUAGAGUCUCCUGCUGUGGUGAUUGCGCCUGGCCCUGGAAUGUUUGAUAUGGGAGCGGAUGAGGCAGGUGGAGAGGGAACAGCAGAGCAGGAGGAGGAGGAGGGGGAGGAGGAGGAGGAGGAGGAGGAGGAGGAAGAGGAGGAGGAAGAUGAGGACGAGCAAGUGGGGAUGGAGUCUAUGCAACCACUGGGAGGGGGGUACAACGAUUUUGAUGCUGUUACGGAUAUCACGGCUGUAACAUGCAUGACUGAUGCUACAGAUGCAGACAGCCAAGUGCCCCUGGCGCAAGCUUAUAAAGAGUACGACGCUGCUACCGAUAUCACAGGUAUUACUGCUAUGACAGAGGCAACAGAUGCUGAAAGUCUGGUGCCUGUGGCUUCUCCUGUCCGCAUGCCUGUGGUUGCUGCUGCCGCUGCUGGCAUUGCUGCUGGUGUUAGUGUGAGGGACGAGGAGGAAGAGGAGGAAGAGGAGGAAGAGGAGGAGGAUGAGGAGGAGGAAGGGGAUGAUGAUGUUCCAGUAGCGGGCGCGAUCCAUUCAGUAUUGGAACGUGGAAACUCUGUGAGCAAAAGUGCUCUUGACAUCAUCCCCGCUGCUAUUCCCACAGAAGAGGAGGAGGAGGAUGAGGAGGACGAGGAGGAGAGAAGAGAGGGAGAAGGGAGGUUUCCUCAUUUUGAGAGCGAGGGGGGCUUGAGUGACCUCAACGCUCCUAUUGCCAUGCCUGCUCGCAGCGUUCCGAGGCGAGAAACGGAGGAGGAGGUUGUGGAGGAGGGAGAUGGGGAAGAGGAGGGAGAAAGGGACGAGGAGAGAGAAAUGGAGGAGGAGAGAGAAAUGGAAGAGGAGAGAGAAAGGGUAGAGGAGAGAGAGGGAGUAGAGGAGAGAGAGGGAGUAGAGGAGAGAGAAAUGGAAGAGGAGAGAGAAAGGGAGGAGGAGAGAGAAAGGGAAGAGGAGAGCGAAAGGGAAGAGGAGAGAGAAACGGAAGAGGGGAGACAAUGGGAAGAAGAGGGAGAGGAUCAAGCAGAAAGCGUGGGGGCAGAUGAGGAGGUGGAUGAGGACAAGGAGAAGGAAGAGGAGAGAGAGGAGAGAGAGGAGGGAGAGGAGAAGGCAGAGGAGGAGGAAGAUAAAGACGAGGAAGAAAACGAAGAUGAAGGGGAGGAGGAAUGGUCGUCAGACGAAGCAGGAGAAGACAGGGACUCGGUUGCGGAAUCAAUGCAGCUUGGGGGAGCAGAAGGGGGAGCAGCACGAAUGGAUUCUUUGGAAAAAAGGUCUUCCAGUGGCAGGAAGUACCAGAGGAGUCUGAGUGAGGCUAGUGACGCUGAUACGCCCCUGGCCAUGCCGGUCGCAGUGGGAGGGGCGCGGCAGGGGGCAGGGGAGGAUGGGGCGUCGGAGAUAGGCGAUGGGGAGGAGUCGGAUAUUGGCGUGCCGAUCGCCAUGCCUAUGGGUCCUACACCGAAAAGACGAGCGGAGGGCGCAAGGCGUGGUGGUGUUGGUGCUGGUGGUGGCAGUGGUGGUGGAGAGGAGGAGGAGGAAGAGGAGGGAGAGGAUGGGGAAGGGAGAGGGGGGCGUGCAAUGGAUGAGGAGAGUGAGCUGGACGCUCCCAUUGCAAUGCCGUUAGCCAUGAGAGGAGCAGGCGGGAGCAGGAGGACCAGCGGCGACAGCAGCGGCGGCGGGAGUGGAGGCAUUGGGAUGGGGCAUGGCGGUUGGUCGGGCAGUGGUGUUGCCGAUGCCAUCCGGGCCGGUGUGAUAGAUGAUGAUGGGAUGAGCGUUAUGUCUAGCGAGCUUGGCGCGCCUAUCGCCAUGCCUGUCGACGACAGCUUCGGCAGGACGCCCCGGGCUACGGACGAGGCUCGGCGGCGAGCGCCGAACCAAGGGGCUCCGGCGCAGGUUCGGGCUCUAGCUGCGGAAGGCCUCCGAAGCGGAGGACCAGGUUCGUCCCAUUCCUCCCCGAGGGGUGCAGGGCCGGGAUCGAGAGCCUCGUCAGCAGCAGGAUCCCCGAGGGAGAGAGGGAGACUGGAGAGCCAACGCUCGUCUUCUUUCAAAGUUCCUGUUCGGACCUCGAGCCUGCACUCCGAAGCAGCAGCGCAGAUUCGGCACAGCCCUGGGAAGGACACGGACACAUCAGCAGACGGCGCACAGGUGGCGCGUGGCGGGUCCUUAUCCAGUCGCCAGGCUGGCAGCCACGCUGGCAGCCACGCUGGCAGCCAGGCUGGCAGCCAGGCUGGCAGCCGACCGGGGAGCUUAGCUGGCAGUCCUAACAGCAGCGGGCGUCUUGCUUCUGGUGCUGCUGCUGCUGCUGCUGGUAGUGGGAGGGUGGCAGCAGGAGCAAGCAGCCUCGGGCCUGGCAGUGGUGCUUCUACCCCAACAGCUGGUUUCUUAGGUGCUGCUGGUUCGCCUUCUGCUGCUGCAACAUCUGCUUCGGUCACUCCUCAUUCUGUCACACCGCUCUCAGUCACACCCAAUGGCGAGGGUGCUGCUUUUGAUGCUCCCGAGCCUGCAACACCAGUCGCGCAACCUUAUCCCGAACCUCCAACUCCCAUAGCCCAACCUGCCGCGUCUUAUCCCGAGCCUCAAACUCCCAUUGCCCAACCUGCCAACGACUUUCCCGAACCACCCACCCCUGUUGCUCAACCUGCCCAGCCUUACGCCGAACCUCAAACACCCAUCGCCCAACCUGCCGAGCCUUAUGCUGACGAGCCUCCAACUCCCAUCGCCCAACCUGCUGAGGCUUAUGACGAGCCUCCGACGCCGAUCGCGAAACCUGUCUCCCCACCCAAGCCUGCUCCUGCUCCCGAACCUGCUCCCGAGCCUGCUCCUAAACCUGCUCCUGCUCCCGUUAAAGCUCCUGCUCCUGUUGCUGCUUCUAGUUCGACUGGGAUAUCUGCUUCAGCUGCUGAAUCAACUGUUUCAAGUGCUGCCAGUGACGCAGAGAGUGGGAGAUUGUGGGAAGACGAUGCAGCAGGGGCUAAGCGGCUGGCUGCUGCUGCUGGUGCUGGGAAGAAGAAAAAGAAGAAGUCCAAGUGGUUCAUGUGCUUCGGUCCCCCGUCUGCUGUUGACGACUAG